AUGCGACCUCCGGCCCCUUCUUUCCAGCCGCUUCGUCCUCCUCGAUGUCCACCACGUCCAAACCCGCCAUUUCUAGCUGAAGAGUCACCUCGCCAACUCGGACGGCUGUCCCUCGCGCCAGGGAUAGGCUCUCUCUUAGUGGUGGGUACCGGCGCGACUGAUCCAUCAGCCAAAGGAGGGAGCACUGCACAUGAUAUGAAAUCACCGACUACGAAUCGAGCAUCUGCUAAAGUCUUCUGAUCAUCCAGACUAGUAUCAAAGAGUCCGGCAUCAUGAUCUGCGCCUGGCCCAUGCCCUCCAAGGACAAUACUGCCCAGAUCUUUUACCGCAUACCGCGGGGGCGCGUGGGAAAUCCCGUUACUGUUACGAAGAUCAGGGCAGACGAGUUGAAAAGCUAA
Messenger RNA from Clonostachys rhizophaga, 398 nucleotides. NCBI's taxonomy places the organism in Eukaryota, Fungi, Ascomycota, Sordariomycetes, Hypocreales, Bionectriaceae. The record is from the annotation of a GenBank genome assembly.